Molecule: messenger RNA, 2728 nt
Organism: Astyanax mexicanus (Mexican tetra)
Lineage: Eukaryota; Metazoa; Chordata; Actinopteri; Characiformes; Acestrorhamphidae
Gene: anapc2
Product: anaphase promoting complex subunit 2
Exons: 14
Coding region: 187-2640 (817 amino acids)
Biological process (GO): ubiquitin-dependent protein catabolic process
Cellular component (GO): anaphase-promoting complex
Molecular function (GO): ubiquitin protein ligase binding
Source: RefSeq, a predicted model, not a curated record
CAUCACUGAGGGACAGCAGCUUGAAGAAGAGCGCGGAAAUAAACAGCAGCAGCAGGAGAACCAGAGCUAAUGGAGAUCGUAUAGCUCGAGUUGCUGAAGCUAAGCCGCUGUAAUCACUGCACACGGCGGUACAGAACCUCGGGGCGCGGGCUGUUCGGUAGAAAUGCUGCGGGGACGGCGGGCUGUAUGUUUGUAGGCGGUGGUCGGACCCGCGGAGCUGGGGGAAUGAAGGACGGCGGGGCGGUGCUGGUUCCCCCGGGUCUGCCUGCAGCCUGGGCCGCGGUCACCGCUGCUCUGGUUUCUCCUGCAGUACCGCCUUCAGUUCCUGAUGACACUAUUUCUGAUGCUCUGGCUCUGCUGUGUGAACAAGGGCUGGCUCAGUAUGUGGAGGGCUGGCUGCUGGAGACCUUGCAGGUUCGUUUGACCACUGAUGUGGCUCCGGAGUUCUGGAGUAAUUUAGAGCAGCCUAAAGGAGAUUCACAGGAGAAAGACAGAGCAAGAUGUUUGCUAGAUGCGUUCAGGACUCUGCUGCUGCGCCUUGAACCAUUUCUUGGUGGGCUUGAGCAGCUUGGGUCUUGGCAGGAUGAAGGUCGUGGGGGUCUGGUGGGCCCUGGAGCCCAUGGGCUCCGAGAGAGGGCCUUCUCGGUCAUUCGUGCUAUCCUCCUCUUUUCUCCUCAGCCAGUGCUCCAAAAGAGGGUGCUGGAGUUCUACAGUCGCACCUUCUCUGUGCACAUGAGCCAGGUGGGAGAGGGUCUGGAGGUGGAGCAGGGAGCAGAGGAGGCUGACGGGGCCUGUGUUUGUCCAGGCUGUGCAACCCCACCUCAGCUGUGCUGGUGCAAGGAGGCCCUGGAGCAGCUGCAGGAGCUUAGCCACAUCCUAUCCAGACUGCAGCUCUUGGGGAGGGUUAGCUCGGAAGCAGUGACCAGCAUUCUGCACCGACUGAUCGAGGAGAGGAUGGAGCAGCGGUGCCGGGGAGAAUAUGAGAAUUCCUUUCUGGCAGACUUCAAUGAAUGGUUGGAGCAGGUGCUCGGCUGGCUGAGCAGAGUCUUUGCCAGUGAAGUGGACGAGGCUGGCACUGAUUCUGUAGCUGCCAAAGGAAAACCUGACCAGCCUGGCAGUGCCAUCCUCCAACGCUGGCGCUGCCACAUGCACCAGUUCUUUUGCCGCAUUUACGUUAACAUGAGGAUCGAUGAGCUUUUCAGCAUCAUUCGAGAUUUCCCGGAGUCCAUCCCUGCCAUUGAAGACUUAAAGUUCUGCCUGGAGCGGACCAAUCAGAGACAGCAACUGCUCACCUCACUCAAGUCCGCUUUUGAGACACGUCUGCUGCACCCAGGAGUCCACACAUCAGACAUCAUCACUGUAUACAUUUCGGCCAUUAAAGCUUUACGAGAACUGGACCCAUCCAUGGUCAUCCUGCAAGUGGCCUGCCAACCGAUCCGCAAGUACCUCAGGACCCGUGAGGACACAGUUCGGCAGAUUGUGGGCAGUCUUACAGGCGAUGCCGAGAGUUCCUGCGAUCUGGCCAAUGAGCUCUCCCGGGCUGACCCUGUUACCCUGGAAACUCAGGACAGUGAGGAUGAGGGGAGUGAUCCGGAUGACUGGACACCUGACCCUACUGAUGCUCUCACAGAUAAAACUGGUUCUAAGCGACGUUCCUCAGACAUCAUCAGUCUACUGGUCAGCAUCUAUGGCAGUAAGGACAUCUUCAUUGACGAGUACAAGACCGUGCUGGCAGAUAGACUGCUUCACCAGUUCAAUUACAACACAGCAAGGGAGAUUCGCAAUGUGGAACUAUUAAAGCUGAGAUUUGGAGAAUCCAUCAUGCACUACUGUGAGGUGAUGCUGAAGGAUGUGGCGGACUCUCGGCGGAUCAACACUAACAUUCAUGAGGAAGAAGCUCGCCUGCCUGUGGAGGAACAGCCUUCUAUUCCUUUGUCGUCCAUGAUCCUGUCUUCAGAGUUCUGGCCUCAGCUUAAAGAGGAGAAGAUGGAGCUGCCUGCUGUCGUCUCCAAAGCUAUGGAAGCUUACACACAUCGCUUCGAAAAACUCAAGGCUAUGAGAACCCUGAGCUGGAAGCCUCAUCUGGGUUCAGUGACUCUGGAUGUGGAGCUGGAAGACCGAACUCUCAGUAACCUCUCUGUGUCCCCAAUCCACGCUGCUAUUAUCCUGCACUUCCAGGACAAGGGCACGUGGACGCUGGAGGAGCUGAGUGGAGUUCUGGGCGUGUCUCAGGAGCUGGUGCGCAGGAAGCUGGCACUGUGGCAGCAGCAUGGUGUGGUGCAGGAGGAAGCUGGGGGGCGCUACAGUGUGCUGGAGACUGCAUCCUCUAAGGAGCGGCCUGAGAGAGCAGUCAUGCUUAUAGACAGUGAUGAGGAGGGAGACUCUAACACCGCCACACAGUCCGAGCAAAGGGAAGAGAAACUGCAGCUAUUCUGGGCCUACGUUCAGGCCAUGCUGACCAACUUGGAGAGCAUGACUCUGGAGAGGAUUCACUCUAUGCUGCGCAUGUUCGUGGCCACGGGGCCUGGCGUCACCGAGAUGGACGCGAACGAGCUUCAGGCUUUCCUGCAGAAGAAAGUCCGAGACCACCAGCUGAUCGUCUCAGCUGGAGUUUAUAGACUGCCCAAGAGCACACAGUAGAGAGGGAGGUAGGGAGGGAUGCAGCCAGGGAAAGUUACGAAUGUUCAUUUGUUUUGCUAAAAAUAAUAAAUGUAUUUGUUUAUAGUCA